Messenger RNA from Saxophila tyrrhenica, 876 nucleotides. RefSeq lists its product as uncharacterized. Bases 1 to 876 code for a protein of 291 amino acids. NCBI's taxonomy places the organism in Eukaryota, Fungi, Ascomycota, Dothideomycetes, Mycosphaerellales, Extremaceae. The record is from RefSeq and is a predicted model, not a curated record. The transcript is spliced from 2 exons.
AUGGCCUCCCAUCCAGCCCGCCCCCCAGCACCUCUCCGCCUCCGCGAACAAGACCUAGCAGACCACGUGGCUGUAGUAACGGGCGGCAGUCGAGGCAUCGGACGAGCCAUAGUGCUGAAUCUGGCCAGUCGCGGGUGUUGUGUAGUGGCCACCUGUUCCAGCCCAGAGUCCUUACACCACAUCGAUACCAUAUCUCACUCCGUUGAGGAGAUAUAUCGAAACAACCCUCACAAGCACGCAAAGCCGAAAAUUGUGGGCAUAGCAGCUAAUCUACUGGAUAAUGAGACACCAGCUCUGAUAGCAAAUACGUUGCAGCGGCAUUUUGUUGGCCAUCUGGAUGUCUUCAUCAACAAUGCCUGUUUCGCGUCUGCGAUGGGGAUAGGAAAGUUGACGGACGAGCACAUCGCAGACAACUUGAAAGCGAAUAUUGAGACGCCUGUCAAGAUGAUCGAAGAAUGUGUCAAGAGGCAGCUCUUUCGCCCCAACUCCAGGAUCGUUUCAAUCUCGUCUGUGCGGGCGAGGAAAGGAUGGAGCCAGCAAAUCAUGUACAUGGCCACAAAAUCCGCCCUCGAAGCCGCGACACGCAGCUGGGCUGAUGCAUUCGGUGGCAAGAACCCCGAGUUUGCCUUCAUGGCUGGGACCACGGCGAAUACUGUAAUGGUCGGACUCACGCGAACAGACGCUGUCUACAAUAACGGUAUCCCGGAGGAGGUGGUCAAGACUUUUGAGGACGAGUUCGUACCGCACCAGGGGAUUCCGAGGGUGGGAUGGCCGGAGGAUGUGGCGGAUGUGGUUGGGCUGUUGUGCAGGGAGGAGAGUAGGUGGAUUACCGGAAGUGUGGUUGGGGCGGACGGUGGAGGGAUUAGCAUUCUUUAG